AUGGUUGUUCCUACCUUUGCCGGCAUGUCCGGCAAGCUGCUGUCGCGUGCAGUCACCACAACUGCAACGAUGGGCUUUUUGCUGUUUGGUUAUGAUCAGGGUGUGAUGAGUAGUAUCAUUGACGCUCCGGAUUUUACUGAUGUCCUGACUGAGCUGAGAGGUAACUCAACGAUGCAGGGUACUGUUACUGCCUUGUAUGAAAUUGGUUGUCUGUUUGGUGCUAUCUUCAUGCUCAUUUGGGGUGAUUGGCUCGGUCGUCGCAGGGGUAUCAUCAGUGGAGCUAUCAUCAUGAUUCUUGGUGUGAUUGUUCAAGUUACCUCUUAUGCCGGCAAGCAACCUCUUGCGCAGUUUACUAUUGGCCGUAUCGUCACCGGGGUGGGCAAUGGAAUGAAUACAUCCACGAUUCCAACCUAUCAGGCCGAAUGCUCCCGAACCUCAAACCGCGGUCUCUUAAUCUGUAUCGAGGGCGGUACGAUUGCCUUUGGUACCCUCAUUGCCUACUGGAUCGACUUUGGUGCCUCUUACGGUCCACCCGACGUGAUUUGGCGUUUCCCCAUUGCCUUCCAGUGCGUCUUUGGCGUGUUCAUUAUUGUCGGUAUGCUUCUUCUCCCCGAGUCUCCUCGUUGGCUGUUCACUCGUGAGCGUCACGAAGAGGGUGAGAAGGUCAUCGCUGCACUAUUGGGUGCCGAGAUCGACUCCCAUGAUGUAAUUCUACAAAAGAAUAUUAUCAUGGAUUCCAUCCGUGCCUCUGGUCAGAUGGGUAAGACCACCCCGAUGUCUGCCGUCUUCACUGGUGGAAAGACUCAGCACUUCCGUCGAAUGCUUCUCGGUGCUUCAUCCCAAUUGAUGCAGCAGAUUGGGGGAUGCAACGCUGUCAUCUAUUACCUACCCAUUUUGUUCCGAGACUCAAUUAAGCUAGAUGGAAAGCUUCCGUCAAUUCUCGGCGGUGUGAACAUGAUUGUAUACUCCAUCUUUGCCACCGCUUCCUGGUUCUUGAUUGAGAGAGUCGGUCGCCGCAAACUAUUUCUUUACGGAACCGUUGGUCAAAUGGUCUCAAUGCUGAUUACAUUCGCUUGCUUGGUUCCUGACAAGCCUGGUCCUGCUAAAGGUGCUGCCUUCGGUCUUUUCACCUACAUUGCUAGUUUCGGUGCAACUUGGUUACCUCUGCCCUGGCUAUACCCUGCUGAAAUCAGCCCGAUCAAGACCCGUGCCAAGGCCAACGCACUUUCAACUUGUUCCAAUUGGCUUUUCAAUUUCUUGAUCGUCAUGGUUACCCCAAUCAUGAUCUCCAAUAUCAAGUGGGGAACAUACCUCUUUUUUGCGGCUAUGAAUGCUUGUUUCUUGCCCGUCAUCUAUUUCUUCUACCCCGAGACUGCCCGUCGAUCUCUCGAAGAAAUCGAUUUAAUUUUUGCCAAAGGAUUUUCAGAGAACAUUGGCUACGUACGUGCGGCCAGGGAGCUACCAUAUCUUUCGGAUGAAGACGUUGAACGUGUCGCCAUUCAGUAUGGAUUUGGUGCUGUUGACGAGACUAAACCUAGCAACUCGAGUAACAGUGCCGAUGUCUCACAAAUUGAGGAGAAAGGCGCCACUUUUCAUGAGACCACCUAA
This is a messenger RNA of Penicillium soppii, 1608 nucleotides long. RefSeq names its product Major facilitator superfamily domain general substrate transporter. Lineage: Eukaryota; Fungi; Ascomycota; Eurotiomycetes; Eurotiales; Aspergillaceae. The transcript is spliced from 5 exons. Gene Ontology annotation, cellular component: membrane. The record is from RefSeq and is a predicted model, not a curated record. Gene Ontology annotation, molecular function: carbohydrate:proton symporter activity. The coding region runs from base 1 to 1608 and encodes 535 amino acids. Gene Ontology annotation, biological process: transmembrane transport; carbohydrate transport.